This is a messenger RNA of Rotaria sordida, 221 nucleotides long. Lineage: Eukaryota; Metazoa; Rotifera; Eurotatoria; Philodinida; Philodinidae. The record is from the annotation of a GenBank genome assembly.
AUGUGGAAUAUUUUUAGAGAUUUGAAAGAUCUCGACAAACUUCCAGUACCCGGACUCGGUGUUACUUGUCCUGAUGAAUCGAAUCCAUUUGUUUUACAUUGUAACGUAUUGAUUAAUGAUGGACCCUAUCGUGGAAUUAUGAUCCACUUAAUUCUUCAUAUUCCAGAAGAUUACCCAUUGACAGGUCCUGCUGGAAAUAUAGCACCUGGCUUAGAAUUCGA